Molecule: messenger RNA, 1426 nt
Organism: Mandrillus leucophaeus (drill)
Lineage: Eukaryota; Metazoa; Chordata; Mammalia; Primates; Cercopithecidae
Gene: BORCS5
Product: loss of heterozygosity, 12, chromosomal region 1
Exons: 4
Coding region: 364-954 (196 amino acids)
Biological process (GO): organelle transport along microtubule; lysosome localization; positive regulation of anterograde synaptic vesicle transport
Cellular component (GO): cytoplasmic side of lysosomal membrane; BORC complex; synaptic vesicle membrane
Source: RefSeq, a predicted model, not a curated record
CCCGGAAGGAGCGAGCUUGCGGCGCGUGAACCAGUGAGUGAAAGCGGCGCCGCCCGCCGGCCGCAGGUGCGGCAAAGCCAGUGUCAUCUGCAGGUUCUCUUAGGGCUCCCGGAAAGAAGGAGGGCGAGCCGGGUGCAUUCGCGCCGCGCCUCCUUGCGUUUCUGUUCCCCAAAUAGGGCCUCUCCCCCCGCCGCCCAGGCCCCUGCGUGGGCUGGACGCGUCAGCCCCACACAUUAGCCUCGCUGCGCCGCCUAGACUCUGCCUUGCCUCCCCGUCCCGGUCCCUGGCCCCUGCCCUGUCGCCCGCCGCCGGAGCGGUGACCGCCUGGCUCGCCGUUCUUCUGCUGCCACCGCUGCCGGCAUCAUGGGCAGUGAGCAGAGCUCCGAGGCCGAGAGCCGACCCAACGAUCUGAACUCCUCAGUGACUCCUUCACCAGCCAAGCAUAGAGCCAAGAUGGAUGAUAUUGUGGUUGUAGCUCAGGGCUCCCAGGCCUCACGGAACGUCAGCAAUGAUCCCGAUGUCAUCAAGUUGCAAGAGAUUCCAACCUUCCAGCCCCUUCUGAAAGGGCUAUUGAGUGGCCAGACUUCCCCAACAAAUGCCAAAUUGGAGAAACUGGACUCUCAGCAGGUGUUGCAGCUCUGCCUCCGAUAUCAAGAUCACCUGCAUCAGUGUGCAGAGGCUGUUGCUUUUGACCAGAAUGCUUUGGUUAAACGUAUCAAAGAGAUGGAUCUGUCUGUAGAAACUCUGUUCAGCUUCAUGCAGGAGCGCCAGAAAAGAUACGCCAAGUACGCCGAGCAGAUCCAGAAAGUGAACGAGAUGUCCGCCAUCCUCCGCCGCAUACAGAUGGGCGUGGACCAGACCGUGCCCCUGCUGGACAGGCUCAACAGCCUGCUGCCCGAGAGCGAGCGGCUGGAGCCCUUCAGCAUGAAGCCCGACCGCGAGCUCAGGCUGUAGCUGCCGCCCGGCCUGCCUGGGGCCGGGAGCCCCAGACACCGACACCCUGAGGAGGUUUGGAGCCAACAUCGUAUCGUCUGACCAGGGCUGGAGGCCAGCGGGAGGCUCUGGUACUCCCUGACGUGGGUGCGAAGGAGUCCGGCAGGCGUGAAAAUCUGACUUUGCCCAACUCUUUUCCUUGAUGCAGUUUCCCUAUGUGAGAGGAACCAAACCAGUUCUCGGUGAUAACUGAAGCUGGAACAUGUGAAUUAUUAGGAAUUCUUUGAAGAACUCUGCAUUGAGAAUUAUUUUUAUUUAGUUGUUUUGUUUGUUUGUUUGUUAAUUGAGAGUAUGUAGUGUAGUCCAGGUACUGGAAUGAAAAUACGGAGACAAGGGGAGAAUGUUUUAAGCAGCUCUGUGUUCUCAGUGCCCUCGUGACAUUUUCAGUGGGCUGUCUGGUUUACAUGUCAACAUGAAAAACUCACUGAAUCUA